AUGAAUUCAGCUGACCUUGCUUCCAGGGGAAUAAAGAUGAGUGAGUACGAGCGUAUACAUACCUGGCUCGAUGGUCCUGGAUUUCUCAAAAAUCCUAAAAUGGAUUGGCCGAAUUUCGAUGGAAAAAGCGUGCAAAUAAUUCCAUCUGACAUAAAGCUAAAGCAAGCCACCAUCUUAACGACACAAACAGCCGUAAAUCCGACAGACACCUUAUUCUCGUAUUUCUCUUCUUGGACAAAACUUCGUAGAGCGGUAGCCUGGUUAAAAAGGUUUAAAGUUUUUCUACUAAAACGUCUAGUGCAAGGCCCUUUACAAACGUGUGAGAUGUUAGAGGCAGAGGAAGAUAUCCUUAGAUACGUGCAAAAACAAGAGUUCGGUAAAAUCAAAGGAGUUAUGUGUGAACGCCAUUUGGAUAGUAAAUACAAGCCACUCCUUCAACGUAUCAAGAAACUGCAUCCUGUCAUCUUAGGUGACUUGAUAUGUGUCGGCGGACGACUGAAUAAUAGUCAACUGUCAAGUUCGGAAAAACAUCCAGUUAUAUUGCCAGGAACUCAUCCUGUCACGGAGGUUAUUGUUCGUUAUUAUCAUGAGACUGAAGGACAUAUGGGAGUAGUCCAUCUUUUGUCAGCAUUGCGUAUGAAAUAUUGGAUAUUGAAAGGAGCGUCAGUAGUUAAGCGUGUGGUGAAUAAAUGCAUCGGUUGCCGAAUCAGGUCUGCAAAACCUACUGAACAACUGAUGGCAGAAUUAACCAUAGCAAGGGUCACGUCAGAUUUUCCAUUCUCUAGCACCCGGGGUAGAUUACUUCGGCCCCUUUAUCGUUAG
Molecule: messenger RNA, 822 nt
Organism: Trichobilharzia regenti
Lineage: Eukaryota; Metazoa; Platyhelminthes; Trematoda; Strigeidida; Schistosomatidae
Source: the annotation of a GenBank genome assembly